This is a messenger RNA of Papaver somniferum (opium poppy), 1139 nucleotides long. RefSeq names its product protein LATERAL ORGAN BOUNDARIES-like. The transcript is spliced from 2 exons. Lineage: Eukaryota; Viridiplantae; Streptophyta; Magnoliopsida; Ranunculales; Papaveraceae. The record is from RefSeq and is a predicted model, not a curated record. Bases 412 to 1002 code for a protein of 196 amino acids.
UACACUUUCCUCUUUGUCUUUUCAGUUUUCCAUAUCUAUUCUUUUUUCUCUGAUUAAUGUUCUUAGCUUGCUUUUGCUCACUCUCUAUCUUCCUCCCUUAAUUUGCAGGGGCACUGCUCUCUUUUCCAUUAGGGUUUCCUCUUUGAGAACUCAUCACCCUAGCUACAAACAUAUAUACAUUAUACAAGUAGCUUAUAUAGUGAUCAUGAUCUCUCAAUGAUCAGCAGUGCCUAUUUCUUGAUCUUUGAAAACCCAAAGAGCAGGUAAUAGUAUUUUUGAUUUUAGUUGAAGGGUUGCAGAGAUUUCCACUCAACAUCAAGAAAAUAAGUAAAGAAAAAGAAAAAAAGGUACUGCCCUUUUUAUAUUCUGAUCAAAACUAGAAGUCCUGAUCAGUAACAGCAAGAAGAUAUAAUGGCAACAUCAAGCUCUUCAAACUCUCCUUGUGCUGCGUGUAAGUUCUUGAGGAGAAAAUGCAUGCCAGGUUGCAUUUUUUCACCCUACUUUCCUCCUGAAGAACCUCAGAAGUUUGCUAAUGUUCACAAGAUAUUUGGUGCAAGCAAUGUAACGAAGCUCCUUAAUGAACUGCUCCCUCACCAAAGAGAAGAUGCAGUGAACUCUCUUGCUUAUGAAGCCGAGGCCCGGGUUAAGGAUCCGGUGUACGGUUGUGUGGGGGCUAUCUCGUUUCUUCAAAGAGAGGUUCAUAGACUCCAAAAGGAACUUGAUGCUGCGAAUGCUGAUCUUAUCCGCUAUGCCUGCAAUGAAAUUCCGACAACUCUAAACACGACACUACAAUCUGGGACAAGUAACAUUCCCCCAAUGGUCACCAACCCUCAGCAAAGGCCAAUAAAUGUUAGAAUGGAAACUGAUGGAGGUUCUUUCUAUCAGAACACUUCAGGUUUGCUUCUUCCUUUUCCUCCUUUAUGGCUUGAUGGUCCCUCAGGAAACAUCCAUGAAAGAGGAGGAGGUGGUGGUGGUGUUGGAGGAGGAGGAGCAGACAUGUGAGGUAUAAUAUUUAAUAAAUUGGGUUAUCUUGAGAAUGAAGCUUACUCAAAAUGCAUCUAGGGUUGUCGCAUUUUCUGAUGAAUUAGAAAACCUAGUAGUAUAUGUUAAUCAAUUAUGUGAUGAACGGUCUGUGUUAA